This is a messenger RNA of Mytilinidion resinicola, 1317 nucleotides long. RefSeq lists its product as uncharacterized. Gene Ontology annotation, molecular function: beta-glucosidase activity. The transcript has 3 exons. The record is from RefSeq and is a predicted model, not a curated record. NCBI's taxonomy places the organism in Eukaryota, Fungi, Ascomycota, Dothideomycetes, Mytilinidiales, Mytilinidiaceae. The coding region runs from base 14 to 1069 and encodes 351 amino acids. Gene Ontology annotation, biological process: glucan catabolic process.
CCGCAAGAUCUAAAUGAGAUCGACUAUUGCUCCAAGAUGCAAUCUAUCCAUCGUUCUCAAAACGACUGAAGACCACAUCCUCGGAGUCACGACGACUGGUGAAGUCGAUAUCUUGGUCGACGAUGAGCAUGUCUACCACCGAGAACAGGAGAUGGAUCUGUUCUUUGAAAGCUACGUCUUCCACAAAACCACCCUGACCCGCUACAUAACCCACCACAUGAUAGCUAACCACCCAUACCGCAUCACUUUCCUAACCAAAGGCGCCACCGACGCCGCUCGCCCGCCCCCGCUCCUCCCAACUCGGCUCCAUGACCUUCCUCCCAGGUUCCUCCAUCCGCUUCUACGAAGCCUACUCCCUCCCCACCCGCCUCUCCAACGCUGCCACCUCGAAUCUUCCUCCGACCUCGCCCUCGUCUUCGUCGGCAAAACCGACGAGUUCGAGAGCGAGGGCUACGACCAGGACUCCAUGGACCUACCCUGCGACAAGGUCUCUCUCAUCAACGCCGUGGCUGCCGCAAACCCGACCACCGUGGUGAUCAAUUUCUCGGGCUCGCCGGUCGCGAUGCCGUUCGCGAAGCUGGAGGGGGUCAAGGGGGUGCUUCAGUGCUUCUACCCCGGGCAGGAGGCCGGGAAUGUGAUCGCAGCGGUUGUUACGGGGCGGAUCACGCCGUGUGGGAAGCUGGCGAGUAGUUGGCCGGUGCGGAUCGAGGAUUAUCCGUCGUUUGGGAAUUUUCCGUGUCCGGAGGAUGGUGUAUUGAGGUAUGAGGAGGGGAGGGAUGUGAGACUGAGCUAUACGAGUUUCGAGUAUGCUAAGAUUGGGUGGGAGGGAGGAGCGGAGAUGAAGGUGGUAGGGGAUAAGUUGAAGCUGGUGGUGAGUGUGAGGAAUAUUGGGAAGGUUGUUGGGAAGGAGAUAGUGCAGGUUUAUGUCGCGCCGCCGGGGCAUCAGGUCGGGCAGGGGAAGAGGCCGAUAAAGGAAUUGAAGGGGUUCGCGAAGGUCGAGGGGAGGCCGGGUGAGGUCGGGAUAGUGACAAUUGAGCUGGACAAGUAUGCUUGCCAGCUUUUGGGAUGAGGACAGAAACACGUGGGUCACAGAAGCGGGGACGUACCGCGCGGUCGUAGCGAAGAGCUCGGAGGAGAUUGUUAUGGAGGUAUAGUUUUCUGUGAAGGAAGAAUUUGUAUGGCAGGCAGUGUGAUUUGAGCUCCAGGGGUUAAGGUUGGCCAUGUUUGUGGUCCCUACUUGAGGUGCUCUGGCAUGGUAUCGUGUCAUUCAUGAGCGUUCGAAAGUACAGUAUCGAGACUCAAACUUUUCGUUCACUU